Thamnophis elegans (Western terrestrial garter snake) is the source of this 728-nucleotide messenger RNA. RefSeq names its product minor allergen Can f 2-like. The record is from RefSeq and is a predicted model, not a curated record. Lineage: Eukaryota; Metazoa; Chordata; Lepidosauria; Squamata; Natricidae. Bases 85 to 609 code for a protein of 174 amino acids. The transcript is spliced from 7 exons. Gene Ontology annotation, molecular function: small molecule binding.
GAGCAGGAGCCCCUGCAAGCCCCAGUCACCCGCCAACGAGGCUCAGAAUAUUCUUCGGCUGAGAAGGAGAACGGAGCGAGCGAGAUGAGAUCCUUGCUGUUCACUUUGGGCCUGGCCCUCUGCUGCUUCGUCCAGGCUGAAUGGGAGAACAUGAGCGCAACCACCAAGAAGGAUACGGGUCGCUGGAUGACCAUUGCAGUUGCCACCAAUUCAGAAGACCAUCUGGAGCAGAUAAGGAAUAUGCCGGCAUUUGCUGCUGAUGUGUCAACACCACAGGAAGACGUCUUUAGCAUUACGGUCUAUCUCCCCAUGCUGGACGGGUGCAAGAACGUAACCUACCAGGCCAGAAGAAACAAAGAAAAUGGAAAAUAUAUCUUCGUCUCUGGUGAUACAACGGUGACGGUGGAAUCGGUGAAGGUCAAAGGCAACUUCGUCAUUACAACCAUCAGCGUGGUGGACGCAGACAACAAAUUCAAAACCACAAUGCUUCACAGCCGGGAAGUAACUCAGGAUCCAGAGAUAAAGCAGAAAUUUGAAGGCGAAUGCAAAAGUCUCGGCUACAGAAAGGAUCAGAUUGUCUUUUUAAAACCAUAUGUGAAGUGCGAAUAAGAACGAUGGGUGACCAGAGCCUAGGCUGCGAAACGGCCGGGGGGAGCAGCAGCUGGGCAUGUUACGGGCUUGGCUCAAAUUCCAGGGAGGAAUCUUAAUAAAAAGAAAAUGAUGCAAAC